Messenger RNA from Caenorhabditis remanei, 1266 nucleotides. RefSeq lists its product as uncharacterized. NCBI's taxonomy places the organism in Eukaryota, Metazoa, Nematoda, Chromadorea, Rhabditida, Rhabditidae. The record is from RefSeq and is a predicted model, not a curated record. The transcript has 4 exons. Bases 1 to 1266 code for a protein of 421 amino acids.
AUGAAAAUUGAGUUUAUCGGAAAAGCGGAGAGAUGUGAGGAUACCGAUAAGGAUUGGAUUUUCAUCAACUAUCGGAAAAUAAAAAAAUCAAUAAUUCCCGGAUAUUUCAAUUUUCUCAACAAAAUUGUCGGUGUGAAAGUGAAAGAAAUCAUCACAAAGAACUUAUGGCACCCUGAAGAGAUGUUCGCUCGAAACCUCCAUGACAUAAUUUACUCGGAUUUAAUUGGCGGGAAUCGCGAAAGUGUCCGAAGAUUGAUUGGACUGGAAGAUGUGUGUGAAGGAUGUGGGAAUUGUGCGAAUAUGGCAAGACAAUGUGUGGAGUAUGGACCAGUGAGAUUACUCGAAGAUAUCGCCAAUGACUGUACACUGAAAUCGACCACAAAAGAGGAGUGUUUCAAACAUUUGCAUGGCGUCACACGACCUUCUAUUUCAUGUGAUACACUGGUUCUAUGGAUUUGCGAAUUGAGAGAAUACUACGUUGACGGAGUAAAGAUAAAUUCUCAUUUUGCGAUGCCACGGGAAGUAUUGGACGCUAUGAUAAGGAAAUGGAAUGUGAAAACAAUUCGAAUGAAUAUGAUUACAUGCACAGUUGAAAAAAUAUGCCGUGAGAAAUGGAUAGAUGGAGGAUACUUCGCGAAGAUCAAGCUAGAUGAUCCAUACUGGAAAACGGGUCAAUCCGGUGAUUUGAAACUCCAACAUGUUUCCGUCAGAUUAGCGAAUUCAUACGAUUGUGCUGGUGGCCUGAUGUACAGUAACCCAGAAACAGUUUACGAGAAGAGAUUCGAGAACUACAUUGCAAACCUCCGAAGACUAUUCCGAAUGGACAAAUUAUCUAUUGAUUUCAGUCACUGGAAACAUGAACACAGUUGUAGUUUGGAAGAGUUUAUGAAGAAUAUAUUGAGAGUGAUUCAACUGGAGAAACAACGGAAACUCGAAGUGAAUAUUCAGUUUUUCACCGAGAUUCGCAGUUUUAAAGGUGGAAAUACUGAAGAGUUGGCUGAAAUUCCAUCGGAAUACUCCUUGCUCAGUGAUCGAGUGGAAUGUAUCCGGAUGUUUGUCCCAUGUGAAAUUGUCGAAAGUGGUCCAGAGAGAUUGAAUAUGAUUAAAUGGGUUGGGAGACGAUUUCAGGUGAAGGAUAUGGAUAAUCAUUUCACACUCAACUUGAAUAUUUAUGUGAAGGAAACAGAGUUGAGGGAGUUGGAUAACGGAUUGAUGGACACACAUCCGAAUAGCUUGAUUGGAGUGUUCUUGCCUGUGGCAACAUAA